AUGCGCGUCACUCUUUUAUCUUUCGCCCUUUUCACAACAUCGGUUCUGUGUCAAGAUGCCGAUCAUGCGUGGCAGACACCAGGAUCGAACGAUCGCCGCGCCCCGUGCCCCCUCCUGAACAGUCUCGCAAACCACGGCUACCUCCCCCGAAACGGCCAAAACAUCUCCGUCGACGCACUCAUCGAAGGCAUGCAUACCGGGCUCAACCUCCGCGAGGACGCAAAACUCUUCUUCCGCCUCCAAGGGAAUAAAGCUCUCGAGGCAUCAUCAACCGGAAACAAAGACACCUUCCACCUCAACGACUUGAACAAGCACAAUCUUAUUGAGCACGACGCGUCGUUGAGUCGAGCGGACAUCUACUUUGGUGACAACUGGUCCUUCAACCAGACGAUAUUCGACGAGACCAAGUCAUACUGGCCUUCAGAAACAAUCUCCAUCAGCGAUGCCGCUAAGGCGCUCGUUGCAAGGCAGAAGAGUGCAGAGAAGAUCAACCCAGAGUACAAGCUGCCACUUGACGGAUACACCAACUCGUUGGGGCAAACGGCCAUGUAUCUUGGUCUCUUUGGGGACUAUGACGAUGGAAACGCCAACAGGGCCUGGGUUGAGUACUUCUUUGAGAACGAGAGACUGCCGUUCGAGCUUGGCUGGCAGAGGCGUUCGGAUGACGACAAAAUCCCUGCCACCGGCAUACUGGCCCUUACUACGAAGGUUGCGGUUCACUAUCUUGCAGCAAAGAUUGGCCUAUAA
Messenger RNA from Colletotrichum abscissum, 747 nucleotides. RefSeq lists its product as uncharacterized. The transcript is spliced from 3 exons. The coding region runs from base 1 to 747 and encodes 248 amino acids. Gene Ontology annotation, molecular function: peroxidase activity. The record is from RefSeq and is a predicted model, not a curated record. Lineage: Eukaryota; Fungi; Ascomycota; Sordariomycetes; Glomerellales; Glomerellaceae.